Messenger RNA from Echinops telfairi (small Madagascar hedgehog), 969 nucleotides. Its product is annotated as olfactory receptor 5A1-like. The record is from RefSeq and is a predicted model, not a curated record. The transcript has a single exon. Gene Ontology annotation, biological process: G protein-coupled receptor signaling pathway; sensory perception of smell. NCBI's taxonomy places the organism in Eukaryota, Metazoa, Chordata, Mammalia, Afrosoricida, Tenrecidae. Gene Ontology annotation, cellular component: membrane. Bases 1 to 969 code for a protein of 322 amino acids. Gene Ontology annotation, molecular function: odorant binding; G protein-coupled receptor activity; olfactory receptor activity.
AUGCCAGCAAGCACGUCUAUGGAAUGGAAUGGAAACAUCUCUUCUGUGACUGUAUUUAUUCUCCUGGGUCUUUCAGAUGAUAAAGAGCUGCAGCUCAUCCUUUUUCCAGUAUUCCUAGGGAUCUACUUCAUCACCCUUAUCUGGAACCUGGGUCUCUUCCUUCUAAUCUGGAUGGAUUCACACCUGCACACACCCAUGUACUUUUUUCUCAGUUCCCUGUCAUUUGUGGACAUCUGCUAUUCAUCUUCCAUUAGCCCAAGAAUGCUUUCUGAUUUCCUAAAACAUGAAAAAAAUAUUUCCUUCAUUGCCUGUGCCACUCAGUAUUUUUUUGUGGCCUGGAUGGGUCUGACUGAGUUCUGUCUGUUGGCCGCCAUGGCCUAUGACCGAUAUGUAGCCAUUGGUCACCCUCUGCAAUACUCAACCAUCAUGGCCCCUGGACUCUGUGUGAAGAUGGUAGCUGGGGCCUAUGUGAGUGGGUUUCUUAGUAGCUUAUCUGAAACACUCUCCUUUCUGAAUCUUUCCUUCUGUGGACCAAAUGUCAUUCCACAUUUCUUCUGUGACUUACCUCAGAUAGUUUCUUUGUCUUGCUCUAAGCCCUUAAUCAGUCAAACAAUUGUCACUCUGGUAGCUGUUAUUAUUGUUUUGGGAACUUUGCUUAUAGUCCUCUUAUCCUAUGGUUUCAUUGUAGCUUCUGUCUUGAAAAUAUCCUCAGGCAAAGGUAGUGCCAAGGCCUUCAAUACCUGUGCCUCCCACUUGGCAGCAGUGACCCUCUACUAUGGCACAGACAUCUCUGUGUAUUUGUGCCCCAAGUCUAGUCAAUCCAUGAAGCAGGACAAAAUAGCAUCAGUGUUCUAUGUCAUCAUUAUCCCCAUGUUAAACCCUCUGAUCUACAGUCUGAGGAACAAGGAGAUCAAAGCAGCUCUCAACAGGCUUAUAGAGAAGGCACUGGGCUUACCUCAGUUAACAUAA